Anneissia japonica is the source of this 3340-nucleotide messenger RNA. RefSeq lists its product as uncharacterized. Gene Ontology annotation, cellular component: membrane. The transcript has 12 exons. Bases 174 to 2621 code for a protein of 815 amino acids. Lineage: Eukaryota; Metazoa; Echinodermata; Crinoidea; Comatulida; Comatulidae. The record is from RefSeq and is a predicted model, not a curated record.
GUCAGCUUCGCACAAUAGCCACGCCUCGGCCCAACUUCCACAGGUAGAACAAGGUGAAUGCUGUAGUACAGUGAUCCCACUUAGGCUAACUUGGGGGAAUAAUAUUUGGAUUUUCAGAGCCGUGGACAACAACGCCCGCAUGCUACUGUCAAUCGAUUAAUUCCGGGCCUAAGAUGUUUUCAUUUCUGUGGAGUUUGGUGUUUACUACUCUUGGAAUCGUUUCUUUUACCUAUGCAGCUGACGGGGAUGUGAGGUUGGUUGGACGACCAAGGACCUACAUGGGUCGUGUUGAAAUCGAGAUGGGUUCCACUUGGUAUUCAAUAUGUGAGGAAGGAUGGGGCAUUGAAGAGGCAGACGUCGUUUGUCGACAACUCGGAUUCCCGGAAGGAGCAAUGUUUUCAAGUGUGUCCCCUCGCAGUGAUUUCGGUAUUGGAACUGGGGAUAUGUUGUGGAGUGACUACAAUUGUACAGGGACCGAACCUAACCUUCUCUCCUGUGACUCAGGAGCAAAUCUUAAUUCUGACGAUUGCAGUAUAAAUCAGGAUGUAGCAAUAAUUUGUAAUGUGCCUGCUUAUCUUGGUUGUUAUGAGAUCGCUGAAGGCACGUACCCACCAAAUUUGAAAAGAGUAAGCUCAGCGUCAGAAAGUAUCGAGGCGUGUUUAGGUGUGUGUAGGCUACACUCGAUGUAUGCGGCGCUUGGUGUCCAGGGUGACAAUAACAGAUGCUUUUGUUUCUCUGGCGAUUAUACAACAUUAACCACCCUAUCUAAUGACCGAUGUAAUACAGAAUGCACCGACGACAGUAGAGCAGCAUGUGGUGGUGUAAAUGCUUAUAGUAUUUAUCCAGUGACAUUGGGUGCGAUGGGCGCUGUUGUCACCGACGCUGGCAACGGAUCUAUCUAUUCGCCUAAUUUUUUCGGCGACUAUCAGCCAGGUCUUGAUACCACGUGGACACUAUCUUUUACUGAAAACAACAUAGUGACGGUUGAGUUUAUUAUGUUUUUGCUGGAUGGCGGAGAUACGUUGACGGUUUCCGAUGGCAUUUCUACGAAUACGUACGGUAAUAACCAGGCUUCACCUUUCACGUGGACGUCUGGCUCAACAAGGACGGUAACUCUGCAGUUUAUAUCUGCUAGUGAUUCCGAUGGUGGCUAUGGAUUUCUUCUUACAUACUUAAGUACCACUUCUGGAAUCCCGAUUGUAACCACUAAAGUUGCGACUACUAAACCAGCAACUACUGUUGUGACAACAAGGGUGACAACAAAUAACAUUGUCACAACGAAGAAAGAUGAAACCACAAUAUCAGAUAGUACCACAUCAAAGACAACAGAAGCAGACGAAAAAACCACUAGUGACACAACAAUUGCGGACGGAACCGAACGCACUGAAGUAACGAAACCUGUGACGACAAAAGUUACAACGAAAAUCGAAACCGACGUAACAACUGUAACAGCGUCCGCAACGACAACCAUCACGACUGAUGUACCUGAUAACCCAACGACACUAAUGGAGACAGAUCCUGCAUGUCCUGUAUUUUAUGGAUCAAGUGAUUUAUCAAACGAAGGCAAUACUGCCUCCUCUGAUCAGCUUAUUUUAGCUUAUGGCGCCCCUUUUAAAUGUGACACUGUUGUAACCGAUGUUUCUCUGCAUGCGCUUUCGGAGGCUACAUAUACAUUGUUCGUUCUACGACAAUCCGAAGAUGACUUCCAGGUUGUCAGCAAAGCUGUCGUUACCUCCACUUCCACGAAUUCCGUAGUAGAUGAAGAGCUCACGUCCUCGUCGACUGUGGUAGCGAAAGCCGGAGAUUUUGUCGCCAUAGCCUACAAAGCUGGCACGUUUUCAUUCAGCGAGAAUCAUGGCGGAACUAUGAAUUUUACUGUUUUUGAUACUAGUUAUUCAAAUUUUGACACUAUUGCCGCUACAGAUGUUUUGGAUUUACCUGAUAGUUCAAUGGAUGUUAAGAGACAAUAUCCCUUCCAACUUACAAUGCGACCCGCAAAGGUUUGUGACUUAACGAGUGAUGUUAGUGGAGGCAGUUACGAUGUGUCGUCCUUAUUAGAGGGCCAAAUGACUACGCUUAUAUGCUAUGAUAGCUUCGAGGCAAAACGUUAUGACGAUUCUGACGAAUAUGAUUAUAAUUAUAUUAACGUCACUUGCACGUCGAAUGGUUUGAGACACAGUGGUAUAUGUAGAGAAAAGACUUCCAACACAACUUAUAUUGUUAUAUUUACGACGAUUGUGGGCUGUUUGGGGUUCUGUUUAGUCUUUGUCUACUGUGCAAUUUUAUGUUCAAAGCAGGAUAAGACAAGCGGAGGUGUCGAUGAGGUGGAUGAAAAAACACCAUCUGAUAAAAAUGUAUUAAUACAGAUUGAUGACCCGGAAGAUAAUGUUGAUUCUCCAGCGGCUGAGGCUCAGGAAGAGGAUGGAACAGGGGAAAACAAUGAUGUACCAGAUGGUGAUUCAGACGGUGAACAAAACGAUGAGCCAGACGAAGAGCCAGAUGGUCAAGCAGACGGGGAGCAAUCAAACACACCAUCGUCUGCUGGAGAGGUUGGGGGCGUUGAUAAUCCAGUUUAUCAGAGUAAUGAAUGGGUACCAGAGGUGGCAGGGCCAGAGGACUAAUAUACGCACACUUAUAUCAUGGAGAAAAUAAAUGUGGACAACGAUUUGGCAAGGACAAAUAUCAAGAAUCGGAUCGGACUAAUAUCUCAAUUCCUAAGGGGAUAUAUGUUUGAUAACAGUUAGUGGUAUCUGCACUAACGAUUUUUGCAAUCUUGAAUAAAAGUCUGGAUAUAUUUUAUUUUAUUUUAUUUUUUUAAGAUAGUCAAUUUAAAUGUAAUGUUACAUCAUACAACAAAUGCUGAGCUGCCUCCCAAGGAUUGCAACUAAACGUACAAUUACUUGUGGCUUUAUUUACGGUGCCACGCAAACGCUUCUCCAUACAAACAUUGUAAACUUGUUCUUUAUACUCCUCCGGUUUAAUAAGUGCAGUAAACGUAAGAACAUUAUUCGGCACCUCAUUCUUGAUGAUGAAAUUAAUUUCGAAACAUAAGAUCCAAACACGAUGGCGUGCAUUUCAAUACUUGGAGUAUGUACAAUAUUAGACUUUCUUAUUCGACUCAGUACAUUAAACUAGCAGCAUUAUGUGGCCUACAUAUGUAGUAAUGCAAUUAUUAUAACAAAAUAUAUCAAAACAUGCAAAUACACUGAAAACAAAGUAGAAUUAAAAAUCAGAGCUACCAUUCUACCAAUACUGGCAUGGACGUCAUCUUUUAGAUUCAUUUAGAAAAAAAAGUAAUGUAAAUAAAAUAUUAAGUAGAUUAAUGUGAACCCACCAAAAA